Messenger RNA from Protopolystoma xenopodis, 432 nucleotides. NCBI's taxonomy places the organism in Eukaryota, Metazoa, Platyhelminthes, Monogenea, Polystomatidea, Polystomatidae. The record is from the annotation of a GenBank genome assembly.
AUGAUAUGGACUGAGGCGAGGGGGGAGAGGGAGAAACAAGAGGUCAUAGAUUCACUUUCAUGGCUUCUGCUCACAGGCUUGCCGGGCGGGUUGGAGGAGGCAGGAGAACUUGUUCACUUUCUGGUACCAAAAAACUGUGAUUUAUUGCCAGUCGGCCAAGUCAGGCCCGACCGGGACGUCUUCACGACAGCCAUGCCGAUUGCCAGUUGUGUCGACACGACGGGUUUUUGUGCAACUUCCGCCAGCUUCUCACGACGCGCCUCUCGAGGCAGCACUUCAGGCGGCCCCACGUCGACCGGCCCGGCUCCGUGGGCCCACUGCGCUUUGCACAAAGAGCCGCCUUGCCAGACUCACCAAUUCACAUUUAUUUAUUUGCCCGACCAUGACAGCCGAUGCCUCGAGAGGCCUUACACGCUUGGAGGCAGUAAAUAA